AUGGGCCCGAGUUUCGAGAGGCCGCAGAAUGCGGGCGGAGGGAUAUUCAUGGGCCCGCCAGGGGCGCUGCCAGUGGGACUCGGAUCGUCGCGGCUGUCAUUCACCGGCGCGCCUCAGCCCGGCGCGCCUCAACCCGGCGCGCCUCAGCCCUACUACAUCCCGGCGCUGUUGCAAUCCGCGAGAAGCAGCGCGGCGGAGAUGUUUCACUUUCCGCGGUCGCCAAGUACGGAUUCCGACGACCUUUACCCAGAUUCUUCGCAAGUGGACGUACUACGGCCAAUGGCUGCUCCCGGCUUGCCUCCUCCUCACAUGGUUGGUCCUCCUCCUCACGCGUCGCACCAUCGCCGCUCGCGAAGCAGCAUGAGCGACGAGCAGGCAAACAGGAACCCAGCGGGUUACCACCUUCGAGGCGAGCUGCAGCAGCAGCAGCCGUGCGAGUACACCCACUGCCUCACCUGGCAGGGGGGGCCCAGGCGAGACAACAACGAAGGAACAGGGCCAGUACCCCGUGUUACAUCACAUGACGUGCCAGUGGUAACCACCACUGGUUGUAACGCCACGGUGGCGAGUGUUUCAGCCAAUACGGGUAGUUUGUCUUCUGAAAAACGGGGAUCCGGGCGGCUGUCCAGGAGUGUUCAGGACGAUGACGUGGCGGAGGGAGCGGCGCCGUGCCAGCGUGACAAACCGAGCGCGGAAGGGACGGGGAAAGAAUGGGCGGCGGCGUCUUCGCGCAGUUCCCGAAAGGAUCGGCCGUCCGGGAGGACGAAUGGCCGGAAUGGUUCAGGAGACAGCGAGGAGAAUUCGACGGGGUUAGAAGGGGUAGGGAGGAGUGUGGCAGGGUCAGGCAGAAGAUCUGGACGGCUGAGCAGGAAUCUGGGGGACGAUGAGGACGAGGAUCAACGGUCAGGAAAGAGUGGGUCAGGGAGGCUGCGGAGGAACUUGGAGAACGACGACGUGGCAGCAGCUGAUGGUACGGCGCCACGUCAGCGUGGUCCGGCAGCGCUGUCCACUGCGCGCCGAAACCCACCAUCCCGUCACGCAAAGGAAGGCUCGGAAGGAGAUGGGAAACAGCCUGACCGAGCCACACGGACUCAACCAAACUGCACGCAGACCAAGUCUGCUUCCCAAGGUCACGCGAGGCCGAAGAGCCGAUUUCAGCGAAGCCUGGAGGAGGACGACUGCGAGCAGCGCAGCAGAUCCCCCCGGAUGUCACUGACAGGAGGCUCGGAUCGCCCGCCAUCAGCCUCAGAGCCUCGGGAACGCAGCAGCUUGCCCAGUAUUGGCACUCCCAGCUCAAAUCCUCCUGCUGGUAGCCCCACGAGGUCAGGAGGAUCCAUUUCACGGGCAGCUGGGGCAGCGGCUGGAAAGGGUAACGGUGCUAGCAUACGGCAGGGCAGCAGGCUGAGCAGGAGCAUGGACAGGGAUGGUGUUGUGGGAAGAGGUGGUGGUGAUGCUGCUGGUUCCCGGCAGAGCAGCAGGCUUGGAAGGAGUGUGGAGGAGGGUGCGGCUGGCCAGGAAGGUUCGGUGGUUGGGAAGAAAUCAUCGAGCCAGGGCGUCAGGUUCGGCGAUGUGCAUGGGGAUGGUGUGGCAAGUGAGCACGGUGUGGUUGGGCGGAGAGAUGUGCGCGGUGGUGAGAGGGGAGGAGAGCAGCGGCGGGGCGGAGGAGGGCAAGAGAGGAGGCAGCCGGUGAGAAUGUGUCGGAGCUUGGAUAACGACGAUGAAGUUGAGGAGGAUGAUGAUGGUGAUAGGGACAAUGGCAAGAUUUCGCGUGAGAAUGGUGUGUCAUCAGGGAGGAGGCUGGAGAGGAAUUUGGAGGAUGACGAGGAUGGCGAGCGCACGAAAGGCGGUUCUGGAGAGGGUCGAAAGCCCCGCAAAAGCCUUGAGCGUCACUUGUCGGAUGACGACGACGACGAUGAUGAGAAAAAGAGGGCAGUGGGUGGGAAGAGUAGAGGAGGUGGCAGGCCCAAGUCAGGAAGCUGUUGCGGCUCGCCAUCAACCGGAUCAGUCUCCGCUUCAGCAGCAGCGUCGUCCGCAGCGGUCACAGCCGCGCCGCCUGCCGCGUCAACCGCAGCACCCGCGUCGCCGCAGCUGACUCCGUCGCUGACGUCAGCAGCGAGCGAUGCGGCGGCGUACGCAAUUGCGAACCCGCCGAGAACGGACUGGACGAGGGACGAGAUCCAGGCUAUCUACUCGUCGCCGCUCCUCGACCUUAUCUUCCACGGGUCGCAGGUGCACCGCGCGGUGCAUGGGAACAGGGAGGUGCAGCAGUGCACGCUGCUGUCCGUGAAGACCGGCGGAUGCUCCGAGGAUUGCUCCUACUGCGCGCAGUCGUCGCGCUACGACACGAGCCUGGAGCCGGGCAAGUUCAUGCCGGAAGACGAGGUUAUCAGCGCCGCGAAGAAGGCGAAGGAGAGCGGCAGCACGCGGUUCUGCAUGGGCACGGCAUGGCGCGGGGCCACAGGCCACUCGGACGACUUUAACAAAGUGCUGGGCUAUGUGCGCACCAUCAAGGACAUGGGCAUGGAGGUGUGCUGCACGCUGGGAAUGCUGACGGAGCAGCAGGCGGUGCAGCUGAAGCAGGCGGGGCUGACGGCCUACAACCACAACCUCGACACGUCCCGCGAGUAUUAUCCCAACGUCAUCAGCACGCGCACCUAUGAUGACCGCCUGCAGACCAUUGCCUAUGCGCGCAACGCUGGAAUCUCUGUGUGCUCCGGCGGAAUCAUAGGGAUGGGGGAGGCAGCGGAGGACAGGGUGGGGCUGCUCUAUGAGCUCGCCACCAUGCCGCAGCACCCAGAGAGUGUCCCUGUCAACCUUCUCGUCCCCAUCCCCGGCACGCCUCUCGAGAGCCAACCGCGCGUGCCCGUGUGGGACGUGCUCCGCAUGAUUGCCACCGCCCGCAUCAUCAUGCCGCAAGCCAUGGUGCGCAUGUCCGCCGGGCGGCUUGGCUUGUCUGUAGCGGAGCAGGCGCUGUGCUUCUUGGCUGGCGCUAAUUCGAUUUUUACCGGGGAGAGGCUGCUGACGACGGCGAAUAAUGACAAGGAUGAGGAUGCGGAGAUGUUUCAGCUGCUGGGGCUGCUGCCCAAGCCUGCCAAUUUGUCUCUUUAA
This is a messenger RNA of Closterium sp. Naga37s-1, 3108 nucleotides long. Lineage: Eukaryota; Viridiplantae; Streptophyta; Zygnematophyceae; Desmidiales; Closteriaceae. The record is from the annotation of a GenBank genome assembly.